Messenger RNA from Prosopis cineraria, 1287 nucleotides. Its product is annotated as bZIP transcription factor 53-like. Gene Ontology annotation, molecular function: DNA-binding transcription factor activity; transcription cis-regulatory region binding. Gene Ontology annotation, cellular component: nucleus. NCBI's taxonomy places the organism in Eukaryota, Viridiplantae, Streptophyta, Magnoliopsida, Fabales, Fabaceae. The transcript has a single exon. The record is from RefSeq and is a predicted model, not a curated record. The coding region runs from base 562 to 996 and encodes 144 amino acids. Gene Ontology annotation, biological process: positive regulation of DNA-templated transcription.
UAUAAAAUUAUCCCGUCUCCAACGUUAAAAGCCUUCUUUUUCCCCAUCUUUUCACCUAACCCUAAUUCUGUGCUCUCCUCUCCUUCAACUUGCGCCCGGCCGUGGCUUUGUCGGCUCGGUUUCUCUUUUUCUUCUCACCAUCUUUCCAUCUCCUUCCUCUCCUUUGAUUGUUAUCAUUUUCGGAAGAUCGUGUCUCUGAUAGUCAGGUUUCUCUCAGACCUAGGGUUUCGGUUGGCUAUCAUAGCUUGAUUGGGUUUGAUUUGUGCGUUGAGGCAUAUGCCUCUGCAAACUACCUCAAUGUUUUCGGAAUUUCUAUGAUCUUCGCCAACCCCAUGCGUCGAUUUCGUUUGCUGCACUCCUUCUCUGUCGUGUUUCUGUACUGGUUCUAUGUUUUCUCAUGAACUGCAUCUCAAUCCCUUGAUCUACACAUUCGGUGUUUGAAUCCUUGUUUUCUUUAGUAUCUUGACAUUAGAUCUCACAGUCCUAUUUCGAUUAAUUAUUAACGACCACCCAUUCGUGUCUGUUAUUCGAUUAAGAAACCCCCUUGUAAGUUAUAGGAGAAUGGCUUCGAAUCACCGUCCAGCCAGUUCAGGAUCUGAUGACCCAAGAUCUGAUGCUAUGGACGAGAGGAAAAGGAAGAGGAUGCAGUCUAACCGUGAAUCUGCGAGGCGAUCGCGGAUGAAGAAGCAGAAGCAACUGGAAGAUCUGACCAAUGAAAUCAGCCGAUUGCAAAGUGCUAACAGUCAGUUAGUUCAGAGCAUUAAGGAAAAGGAGGAUGCAUACAAUGAGAUCGAGUCCAACAACACUGUCCUUAGGGCACAGACUAUGGAGUUGUUCGACCGAUUGCGUUUUCUGAACUCGAUACUUGAGAUCGCUGAAGAGGUCAGCGGGCUCUCUGUUGAGAUCCCCGAGAUACCAGAUCCUCUGCUGAAGCCAUGGCAGCUUCCUUAUCCGAUACAGCCGAUUACUGCUUCUUCAGACUUUGUCCUGCAUUGAUCUGAGGCUUGUUAGUUCGUGCAUUUAGUCAUUUAUCCCUUUCGAGUUGUCUAUUGGCAUGAUGCAUUCUAAUUGUUCUGUUUGUUUCUGAUGAGUCUGUUAGUCUUCCUCUGUUGGGUUUCUUUAGCCAAAUGAUGUUUGGGAGUGCUUUUGUCAUUUUUUAUAUGGUUUCUUGGCGUAGUUUGUAGUUUAAUUGGUACCUUGUUGUCUGGUAUUGUGAAAUGCGUGUGCUUUUUAUGUUAUUAUCUUUGUAUGUUUAGUGCUUAUCAACAAAAAAAUUAUUUGCAUUGA